UUUUUAAAUUCCCUCUUAGCCCAUCCACGCUGAGGAAUGAGAUCCGGAUGCACUGCAGCUUCCGCAGGAGCACCUCGGGUCCCUGCGCCUAGGUACGGCCUCCCCUUUCCUCGAAGGUGGUUGCGCCCACGCCAACCCGGAAGUGCUUGAGGUCCGACCGGGGUCAUGGAUCCGCAGGGCCGCGUGUGCAGUCCGAGCGGAGCACCGGCGUCCGCCGAGCCUGCUCCGGCCUCGGUGACCCUGGCAGAGCUCCUGCGGCUGGUCCAGAAAGGCCAGGAGCUUCCGGGUCUGGAGAAACGCCACAUCACUGCGACCCAUGGCGAACCCACGGCGUCGCUGCUCCCGCGGAGGCCCAAGCCCUGGGAGGACGCGGGCUCGGCCGCCUCCUCCCGCACCACCGCCCUAGAAGCCAGGACGCAGCCCCCGACCGUGGAGGAGCCGUCAGGGGCCAGCCCGGAGGCCCAGCUCGGCGGAGGCCCAGGGGAUUCCUGAGAUCCGGAGGCGUGGCUGGAUCCUGCAGCAGCUUGAGGGUCUGGACACCCGCCACCCUGACUCAUGCUUCUGCAUCUGCCCUGACCUGUCUCAGUCGGAACUAGUCUUCCUGGAGCAGUCAGCGUUGCCCAGUAAUUUUGGUUUUGGACUCUGAAUUUUAACUGUAUAACGUGGUCCAAUCCAUCUGUGUAAUUGAAACAAGUCUGUUAAUUUCGUUUGUCACAGUAGCAGGACAUGACUUCCCGGGUCAGCCUAUCCUGACGAUAAAGUGAACGUGGGACCCAAAAGGCAUUUUGUAGUUGUUUUGGUUUGAUAAUUCGUUUCCGAAACGAUGCAGCAAGUGAAAUCCUUAGAAAUCCUGGCUUUUGGAAUCGGCGAAGGCAGGCAGUUUUUUAGUGCCUCCGAGGACCUGUGGGAGUCACGUGUCGGUCCCAGGAAUCGAGCUCUGGCUCGGCAGCAGGCGUCUUUCCUACUGAGCUAUCUCCAGGGCUGGAACUGGAGUUGUCAGCUGCCAUGUGGGUGCGGAUUUCUGAAAGGGCACCAGGCGCUCUCAACCGCGGAGCCACCUUUCCAGGACCCUAGGACUUGUUUGUGAAACCAUAGAUAAGUUUCACAAUGUGCAGCAUGUUGAGUCACAUGCCCUGGCACCGGGUGAACAGCUCUGAGCCACUUGGCUCCCUCAAGGUUUUUGAGACAGGGUAUCUUUAUAGCCCUGACGGGCCUUGAAUUCAGAGACCUACCUCUGCAGUGACAAGCUUUCUAGCAGGCUUCCAAACUGGCUCCUGGCAUCAACCAUUUCCUGUAACAAUAAAACCUAAUCGGCAGCAUGGCAGA
This is a messenger RNA of Psammomys obesus (fat sand rat), 1326 nucleotides long. It is a transcript of the gene Pex39, whose product is annotated as chromosome unknown C6orf226 homolog. The coding region runs from base 166 to 492 and encodes 108 amino acids. The record is from RefSeq and is a predicted model, not a curated record. NCBI's taxonomy places the organism in Eukaryota, Metazoa, Chordata, Mammalia, Rodentia, Muridae. The transcript has a single exon.